CACGUAUCAUCAUUUCCAUCUGCUGGAUGCAACGGUGCCUCACCUAUAUCUCAAAGGAUUGGCACACUGCUUUUCAGUGCAUCACCAGGACCCGUCAGCAUGGCACAACAAGACCUGGACUCGACAGUCACACUCCCCCGGAUCCUGUGUCUACAUGGCGGCGGCGUGAACGCGACAGUGUUUCGGCUUCAAUGUCGUAACAUAAUUCGACGCAUGACCGGACACUUCCGUCUUGUCUUUGUGGAAGGACCCUUCAUCUGCGACGCGCACCCAGACAUCAUCCCAGUGUAUGGGACUUAUGGACCCUUUCGCCGAUGGCUUCGUUGGCUCCCAUCCCACCAACCUGUCGAUUCCAAGACGGCAAUUAACGAAAUCCACCUCCAGCUGCGGAAUGCCAUGAUGAAGGAUAAUGCACUCGGCGCCACGGGGGAAUGGGUGGGCCUGAUGGGAUUCAGCCAGGGGGCCAAUAUCAGCGCUAGCCUGCUUUACACGGAGCAAAUUCUGCGAGAGAAACUCCGAAGCAGGGCGGUCGUGGCGAGUUGGCGGUUUGCGGUGCUAUUUGCCGGACGAGGACCCUUGUCAGUGUUAGAUAACCGGCUGAUGGCGCCGCAGGAUGUUGGGGAUGCCGCACAUGCAAGCGUCGAGUUCAGGGAUUGGCCAGAUGGUUCCGGGACCGAACAUGUCCUAAAAGUACCUACCAUACACGUCCAUGGGAUGACGGACCCUGGCCUGCAACACCAUCGUCGUCUCCUAGAGACAUAUUGCGAGCCGGGGACAACACGGCUUAUCGAGUGGGACGGUGACCACCGGAUGCCAAUUAAGACAGCUGAUGUCAAUGCUGUGGCACAAGCUAUCUUACAAUUGGGGCACGAGUUGGCUAUAUUAUGAUAUGUGACACGAUAUGUGACACGAGAUAAAGGCGGACCGAGCCGGCCCUUGUAUUACACCUUACCCCGUCAAGCCCGAGGGAGGGGGCACAAUAGUAUUACUGUGUUGGAUUGUAACCCUGGAUUACGAAGCUUCUGAUAGAUCGAUCCUCUGACUCUAGUCACAGGGUGUCAGAUUACAUAAUACCUCUCUUGAGAAAAAAGGGGGCCUGAGGCUACACGAGCAUGGCCUACCGCGCUCAGUAUUAUAUUGGCUUGAUAAGUUUAGAAUAUCUUGCACUCUCGCCACUCUUAUCAACAUAACUUGUGUAAUAGUGAUUCAUUU
This is a messenger RNA of Ilyonectria robusta, 1212 nucleotides long. Its product is annotated as citrinin biosynthesis oxidoreductase CtnB. The record is from RefSeq and is a predicted model, not a curated record. NCBI's taxonomy places the organism in Eukaryota, Fungi, Ascomycota, Sordariomycetes, Hypocreales, Nectriaceae. The transcript has a single exon. Gene Ontology annotation, biological process: secondary metabolite biosynthetic process. Gene Ontology annotation, cellular component: nucleus; cytoplasm. The coding region runs from base 100 to 888 and encodes 262 amino acids.